Aspergillus terreus NIH2624 is the source of this 915-nucleotide messenger RNA. RefSeq names its product SDR family NAD(P)-dependent oxidoreductase. The record is from RefSeq and is a predicted model, not a curated record. Bases 1 to 915 code for a protein of 304 amino acids. Lineage: Eukaryota; Fungi; Ascomycota; Eurotiomycetes; Eurotiales; Aspergillaceae. The transcript is spliced from 3 exons. Gene Ontology annotation, molecular function: oxidoreductase activity, acting on the CH-OH group of donors, NAD or NADP as acceptor.
AUGGACGUUUCCCAGCUCCCUUCUGAUUUUUUUGUCCGUGAAGAUGCCUUCACGCAGAAGACCUAUCGGGAUGUCUAUCCCGCAAUCGAUCCCACUCGCCCGGAGCUCUCUCAGGCAGGAAAGGUGGUCGUAAUCACCGGUGCGAGUCGUGGAAUCGGUAAACUGGGCUUUGCGGCAUCAUUUGCCCGCGCAAAGGCGGAAGCCAUCGUACUGAUCGCACGCAACGCGUCCAAACUCGCAGAGACGGAACAGCUGGUCAAAGAAAUCAACCCGGCCACAAAGGUGCUGUCGCUCGCGGUGGACGUUGUCGAUGAGCCCGGCAUCAAGGACGCGUUCCGCCAAAUAGUGGAGCGAUUUGGCACCCCGCAUGUGCUGAUCAACAACGCGGGAGUCACGGGGGCAUUGAAGUCCAUCUUCGAUGAAGACAUCGAUUCCUGGUGGAGAACACAGGAAAUCAACAUCCGCGGGACAAUGAUCGUCACUAAAGCCUUCCUGGCAACAACAGGGAGGGAGCCUGAGGCGCCAACGACCAUUAUCCAUCUGUCAUCCACGUCGGCUGGUAUGACGCCGCCCGGAAUGAGCUCAUACAGCCUCACCAAGGUGGCGAUUGUUAAGCUCACGACGUUCAUGAAAGAUGAGCAUCCGAGCAUCACGACGGUCGCUGUCAACCCCGGAGUAGUGUCGACUGAUAUGGGGAACAGUAUCCCAUUUGUCAUCCCAUUCAUGAAGGACACGCCGGAGCUGAGUGGUGGUUUAGCUGUGUGGCUGGCUAGUGGUGAUAAGAGCUUCCUGUCGGGGAGAUAUGUCGACGCCAACUGGGAUGUGGAGGAAUUGGAGGCGAGAAAGGCGGAGAUUCAAGAAGGGCUCUUGUUGACUGUCGGUCCGAGAGGGAAGUUUGGGAAGAAUCGAGAAUAA